Molecule: messenger RNA, 6182 nt
Organism: Puntigrus tetrazona (Sumatra barb)
Lineage: Eukaryota; Metazoa; Chordata; Actinopteri; Cypriniformes; Cyprinidae
Gene: lekr1
Product: leucine, glutamate and lysine rich 1
Exons: 13
Coding region: 987-2921 (644 amino acids)
Source: RefSeq, a predicted model, not a curated record
AAAUGACAGGGCCGUCUCCAAUGCCUCUACGAAAGUACACGUAUUUUACAAGUUGCUAAAAAAACCUACAUUUUAUUUUUAUUCUUGUAGAUUCCACCCGUUCCUUCCGCGCUCUCACGCAAAGUCCACAUUUACGCCACGGCACGCACACGGGAUCGCGCGCGCACGCAAACACACUCAUUCAGUGACUCGUCCUUUCUGCAAGGUUCUAUUUACAUUACACACUUCCCCAUACACAUAGCGUGCCUGGAUGAACUCUAUAAACGCGAGCUUCCCAGUCCCCCAGGGCACGCUGCCAUUAAACGGUGGUCGCUCUCUGUUGGAUUAACAUGACUUCAAACGAUUAAUAAGCAAGCAGCGUGCCUAUACUGUUAAUAUAACUUGUUAUUAUUAUAACGUUGUGACAUUAUUAUUCGAUCUUGAAAGGAUAGAAUCCAAAGACACCCGUUAGCAGCAGAACGAGCUCUGCCCGGACGUUGCGUGUCUUCCAGGGUUUAACGUGGAGAGACACAUAAGGACGGGGUUUCGAGGAUUUUCUCUAAAAAAAUCCCCUCAAAGCCCACUCGUUUUAUUUUUAUCACGCAGAUCCUCGCUAUUCUGCUGUAAAUACGGAUCAGCCAUCACGAAGACGCACGGAGCGGCUGCAUUUUUAGACACGAUUUACAAUAAAAAGCCACGCAAACUUUAUUAACCCAUAAAGUUACUGUCAAGGAAGCGAAACGUGGGCACGGCACCGUCUAAGGAGGAUCCUUAAAUACACGCUGUUCCGUCAGUUUGUGGGCCGGGUAAAUGAAUCACUCUCCUUCGCUCUGAGAAUACUCAGCCGGUUCAAACGGUUCAUAGAGCGUUCUAUUCUUUACGCUGCUUGCGUAGAAACGAGCGUCGUCGUCAUGGUGACCGCGUAACGCUUAAGUUUCGCCCCAAAGGCGUGCUUUUCACGGGCAGUGAUUUAAACGAACCGAAUUCAGCCGUUUUGUAGCAAAAUAAUGGAGGAGACACCUAAGGAGACAGCUGAUAAAGGAGAAAUGGAAAUUCACGUCCCCUCGUACCCCCUACCCCUGGAAAUACAGCAGAUGGAUCAUUCUGACAAGACCUGUCGUUACUGCGGUGUAAGUUAUUUGAUCCUGCACGAGUUCCAGCGCCUGCAGGAGCGUUUGCGGGAAGUCGAGAGAGAGCUGGAGCAGGAGAGAGGAAGCACAGAGAGAGAGAGAACCCUGAGAGAAAAGCUCCAAGAAGCCUACGCUCAUCUGGAGGAGCUGAAAACAUCUGUGCUUCAGCAGCAGGAAACCACGAAGGCCCUUGACCUGCAGCUGUGCGUGGUCACGCGUGAGAUGGAGAGCGUGAGGGUGGAGAAAAAGACAGCGUUUGUAGAGCUGGAAAACGAACGCACUUGCCGCCUGCACCUCAGGUCAAGGUUUGUGCAUCAGCAGAGGCUUCUCGGGGAGGCUUUGGCCCUGCUGCAUUCGUCCCGAGGGGAGAUGACAACUGUUAAGAAGCAGUUAACUCACUUCCUGGAGACCUGGGAGAACAGCAAAGCACUGAUACAGCAGAGUUGCAUCAGCGCCGAUGCAGAGGGUGCUCAUCUGAAGCAGCAAGUGGCUGGGUUGCAGGUGGAGCUGAAGAGGCUGCAGGUGGAGGUGCCAAACUUGAAGUCAUGUCUUGAUGCAGCAAAAGAGCAGAUUCUGCAGUUGGAGAACCAGGUCCAGACCCAGAAUCGUGAAGCCCAGCUUCUCACACAGGGCCUGAGGGAGGAGGUGAAGACUCUGAAAAUAGAUAUCCAGAACAGCAGGCAUGAACGAGAGCAUGCAGAGAAACUCUUGGAGAUGAAGUCGGCGGAGAAGGAGGGUCUGAGAGCGUUGUGGAGCGGGCAGACGGACGCUGUCGAGAGGCUGUCCCGAGACCUGAGGGAAAAGGAGGAGAGCCGGUUGUCAUGUCAACAACGAUGCGAGUCCAUGCAGAAGCAGCUGUCGGUGUGGCAACAGAAAGAGGAGGAGGUGACCCGGAGACUAGAACGGGCAGAGGGCGAGGUGAAGGACCUGAGAGCAGCCCGAUCCACUUUACUGCAGGAGAGUGAGGAGCUGAGGAGAAGUCAUGCGGGAGAAUUAGAGAGACUGGAGGAGAGCUUCAGAACGAGGCUGAAUGCUGCAGAGGAGCACAAUUCAGAGAUGGAGGAUUUUCUCCGGCAGAAACAGGCUGAGCAAGACAAACAGCUGAAACAGCAAGAGAUGGAGUUAAGAAGAGAAGCUGACAUUGAACUGGAUAUCCAAAGACAACAAAACCAGGAGCUGAUGAACAAAUACCAGAGCGAAAAGCAGCAACUACAAAACAGGAUUCCUGCUCUCGUUCAUUCAGCCACGCAGGAGCUCCGCGAGGAGUUGGCAGUGCUGCAGGAGCGCAUUGAAGAUCACGAGAAAGAGAUGCGGCGUGUCUGUGAGAGCGCCUCCCAGAGGCAGCGCGAGCUCACGGAGGAGCGGAGGACAGGGGAGGCACAGCUGAACCAGGCUCAGAGCAACGUCCAGCGCCUCAAAGAAGAGAGGGCCGCCCUACAGGAAGAGAAGUGCUUUCUCGAGGAGACAGUAAGACGUGAGUGUGAAGAAAGGGAAGAACUAACCUCAGCCCUGAGCCUGGCUAAAGAACAACUGCUGGAACUCAAACGCUCUAUAAUAAGACCAAAAGAAACCCAGACACACACCCAACUCUCCAGACUUACAGGAACACACACAGACCUCCCCUUCCCCAAAUUCAAUCCCAGUCCACCCAGCCGUUCUCAGGCACACAAAAACAGCUCUCGGUCCACACUGAGCACCAGCCGUUUUCCAGAGAGGAAUUCUGGCAGUGGGAGUAAAAGUUCGACAUCCUGGCACGGAUCUUCACUGCCAAGUCCCACCCUGCCCAAAAUCAGCAAAGAGAGGAUGACUUGAGCAAAAGCAUCACUACAGUGAAGGGCAGAUGGGACAAAUUUUGAUUCUCACUAGAAAAUCCUAUAGAUUGUGUAUUUUUAGGUCAGAGGUCACCAUGUAGUUGGGAAGUAGCUAAUUACAAAAAUAAAGUACAUAAGCGAACUCUUUAAACUAAAAAUCGGGGUACUUUUACCUGAGUUAAAUUAAACAGUAUUCAACUUGCCAAAAGUACAAAAGAAAGAUAAAAGGUGCCAACGGAGAAUCGGGAUGAGCUGAAAAAAAGAGAAGACAAAAGUGCUGAUGAAGAAACACGGGAAGCUAGUAUCUCACUUUUAUCUCACACUACCGGGUGGAGCCCUGCGCUUCGGGCAAUAACAGACAGUUAGAAACAAGCUUUCUGUGAAAGUAAUUUCAUGACGCUGCUGUCGGAUUUAAUAUUGUGUAAUCGCUAGGUGAAAAGAAAGAGUAGGCGGGUUUGAUGCCGGUAGUACAGUAUGACACAGCCUUUUGAAAAGCGUGAUUGGUUGGUUUUCCUCUUUUACCGUUCUCAUAAUUCACAAUUUAGAGUCUCACGCCCCCGAGACGAAGGGAACUUUUAAAAAAUUUAAAUUUAAAUUAAGGGAUAAUGAAAUUGAUAUAGAUUUUGGCGAAUUUGCCAUUAUGAUGUUAUCUAGUAAGCUACAUACUUUUCAAGCAUUUCUAAAAGUGGCACACACUAAAGCUCUUCAGCCAGUCUGGACUGGUUGUAAAAACAAAAACCCACACACAGAUUCUCAGUCACAGCCGAGGGACCCACAGAUCUCUUGGUAAACACCUGCGCACACUCAUCACUGAAGUCAUUAGAUCAACUACAAAUUUCACAGAAAAUACUAAGCAGAUAAACAUUUUUUUUUAAUAUAACAUAAAAUAAUAUAACUUUAUUGAUAGUCAGUUUAUCUUCAUUUGUCAGUGAUUGCUUGCGUUUCGUGUGUGCGAACCUUAAUGCAUCUUAUUUUUCCCAGUAAUAAACUGAACUUCACAUACUCUUUCAGACGCACGCUUGUAAUCAAAGAAUGCUUUCAUAAAUAGAGCUGGCCUGGGGUCAUUUUCCAAUCUUCCUGGUUAUCUUGGCUGCGUUACAAAAAACAUUGUAAGUGCACUGUAGGUCCACUGGUUUCCGUGGGUCUAUAAUCUUUUGGCAAAUGCAGCUGUAAUCUGUGUAAUGCUUUCAUUGACUGCCAAAUGAGUGACAUUUUUGUAAUUCUUUAUUCUUCUUUUUUUGUUUGUUAGUUUUGGAAACAUUGAUACAGCAACAACACAGAAGGCAGGAGGUCUAGAAGGAACGUUUUUGCAUACCUCUGAACUUCAUUGGAGCCUAAAAAUGACACAUACAGUAAUCAUUGUGGCUGUCAUGAACUCUGUCCAUGGAUUUCAAUUUGAUCACCACCAGAGGUCACUCUUAUUGUAUUUUUACAGUAACUUACUGGCAGCACUGUUCUCAGUAAGUUAAUGUAACUGCCCCCUUUACAGUAGUUUAGUUCCAUGUUUUCCCAUUUAACAGAAAUAGUUUUUCUGAAAUCUAUAAUCUGAGCCGGCAAUAGGCUGCCAACUUUAGACCGCUGCCUUCGCAUCUCGUGUAGCUGAAAAAACCCGAUGCUGUGACUUCAUAACAUGUUCAUAAACAAACAUUACAGAGUUAUUUUGAUAAAAUAUUUAGCAUGAUGCAUUUGGUCACAAGACAUACAAGAGCCAACAGCAUUUCACAACCAAGGCUGACGCAACACAGGAUGAAAUUGAAUCAUUUCCAGUAUCAUUCACGUCUGCAUUCUGAUGCCAAAAUAGAACCUGCACAUAAAAAAAAAAAAAAAAAAAAAAACAAUUCUAAAGGGGUACACUGUGAAUCAGAAUAUGACGCCAAAGGUUCCUGACCAAGAGACAAUAUGAUGAUUUGGGAGUGAGAACAGUAUGCAGCAGACACCCCGACCUCAACAAGUUCAAAACUGCAUGGCUGAUUUCACACAAGUGGCUCAAUGUUGUGUCUACAUAUUUAUAUGUCUAACAAGAGAAGACAGAGAGAUUGGCGCACUUAACUUGCAUUGCCCAAAACGAGACGUUUGUCUGCAUUCGAAGUCUGGAAACGUGUCUUAGACAUUUUAAACAUACUCCAGCAAUUGAGUUGCUGUAACUAGCAGACACUGUCAUUAUUGUACAGACAGACUGUUAUGAAACCCUUUCAUUUGGCACAAAUCAUGUUAGGCAAUAGCAAAUCGAUGCAAAACACCAUAUUUAUCUACUUAGUAGGCUAUUUGAAUACUUAGUAACUGACAUUUGUUUAAUGUUAAUGAUGUAAUUAUUGCCUAAUGCUAUGAGACUAGAGUAAGUAAAAUAGCUUACAUACACACCAUAUGCAAUUAAAAACAAUAACCAGUUGUAAUGCACUUUAUUGCUUUUUCAUGUUUUACCUGAGUCACAACAGUUAUAAUUGGUUUAGUUUAAAUGUGCGAUAUUCAAGUAUGUGGAAAAUGUGGUGUUUCUCGAACAAUCCCCCUUGGUUUUGAGCCUAUACAGUAACGGUCUCAUGUACAGAAAGCCAAAAGCGCACAGUUUUUGAAAUCCGUUCAUAGUGACAGCUUGGCCUAGUUGGAUUCUAUGGGUAGGGAAAUUGUCAUGAUACAAGCCGGAUGUAUCUGCAACCAAAUUGAGCCACAUAUUGAUUUUACUCUUUACCGCAGAUCUUCUCGCAAGAUGAAAGAGAGUUUGAUUACUUUACUGUAGACUGGAACUCUUGCUUGGUGAAAUCCGUCCUCACAAUUUCAAACCAAUAAAUCAGACACCUUGUAAAAGCGGUGCACUGUCACCUUGUUUUGCUCAUCAUUAAUUGUAAAUCACUGUUGCUAAUAUCUAAGGGAUUCCUGAGUCACAGUAUGGAAAAUUAAACAGACGUAGAAUUGUUGGCCAGGCUUAUUUCCACAGGGCAUUCCAGGCAUUCCUCGAAUGUCAGAAGAUGCUAUAAAUAUUUAAGAAUGUAAAACAUUAAGAACAGAUGAAUCACAUGAAAAGAGGAGAAGGCAGUUUAGUCUUGUCAGAAGUGCCUGAAAAAAUGACAGAGAUGUUUAAGAGAUGUUCUAAGCUUUUUUCCAUAAGAAAAACCAAAACAAUUUUGGAAAUGUUUGCUAUUUGUGGUAUUGCAAAACAUGCAUUUUCCUUUCGGUGUUAUUAUUUGUGGUUCCAAUAAGAUAAGAUGAAAUAGUAUCUCAUGUGACUAAAAUAGUGCCUCUCAUGUGAACUUCUCAAACCACAGCC